Molecule: messenger RNA, 1720 nt
Organism: Indicator indicator
Lineage: Eukaryota; Metazoa; Chordata; Aves; Piciformes; Indicatoridae
Gene: RAP1A
Product: RAP1A, member of RAS oncogene family
Exons: 11
Coding region: 384-938 (184 amino acids)
Biological process (GO): negative regulation of synaptic vesicle exocytosis; cellular response to cAMP; Rap protein signal transduction
Cellular component (GO): plasma membrane
Molecular function (GO): GTPase activity; GDP binding; GTP binding
Source: RefSeq, a predicted model, not a curated record
CGGAAAGGCGGCGGUCAGGUGUGCGCCGGGCGGCCCGGGCUCGAGGGGAGCUGCGCCCCGAGAUGUAACGGGGCGCACAAAGCUGCCGUCCUCGAAGACCACCCCGAGGCAACAGAAGGGUGCAGUAGGACUGGUCAAGGCAGCAUGUGCAGGGCAAAGCUUGCUGACAUCGAGUAGGCACAGGCGGUUGCUGGCAGAGCCAAGAGCUGUGUUGGUGAGGACAAGGAGGAAGCCAAGCGCGGUGCCUGCUGUCACGUGGCCUGGCUCCGGUGUGGCUCUUUGGAGGUCCUUUAUAGGGAGCUGAAGAAAACCUUCAGUAGGGCUGCUGACACUGAUGAGAGAUCUUUUAUGCCAAGGCCAUCACUGUUUGAACAGACCACACCAUGCGUGAGUACAAGCUGGUGGUCCUUGGUUCAGGAGGUGUGGGGAAGUCUGCUUUGACUGUACAGUUUGUUCAGGGAAUUUUUGUUGAAAAAUAUGACCCAACAAUAGAAGAUUCUUACAGAAAGCAAGUGGAAGUAGACUGCCAACAGUGUAUGCUUGAAAUCCUCGAUACAGCAGGGACAGAGCAAUUCACAGCAAUGAGGGAUCUCUACAUGAAGAAUGGCCAAGGGUUUGCACUAGUAUAUUCCAUAACAGCACAGUCCACCUUCAACGACCUACAGGACCUGCGGGAGCAGAUCCUACGAGUUAAGGACACUGAAGAUGUUCCAAUGAUCCUGGUGGGCAAUAAAUGUGACCUGGAGGAGGAGCGUGUGGUCGGCAAAGAGCAGGGUCAGAACCUAGCCAGACAGUGGUGUAACUGUGCCUUCCUAGAAUCCUCUGCAAAGUCUAAAAUCAACGUUAAUGAGAUCUUUUAUGACCUGGUCAGACAGAUAAAUAGAAAAACACCAGUGGAAAAGAAGAAGCCUAAAAAGAAAUCAUGUCUGCUGCUUUAGACUCCCAGUGUGCAGCAGCUCUGAGCCAGAUCACAGGAAUGAAGAACUGUUGCCUCAAUGGAAAGUGCCAGCAUCCCCCCACUUCAAAACCUUAUGGAAAUUAAGACCAUAUCUGAAGAAGCUUCUCCUGUUUUGAUAUCCUCUGGGAAGAGUUUAGCUCUUAAAAUGGUUUGCACACAGUCCCUGGGGAAAAAAAAAUAAAAAGAGAGAGAGAAAGAAAAAGAAAGAAAGAGAAAGAAAGAGAGAAAGAAAAAAAGAAAGAAAAUUAUUUUGUGUCUAUCUCUUGGAAAUCUAAGACCAUAAUACUCCUCCUUUGCAAUAGCAAUUAACAGAUGUGAAAACAAACCUGAUUGACUCUAGCUUGUGAUCAUCCAGAGGAGCAUGGAUGCAUUGCAGAUGUUAGCUACUGCUACCAUAAUUCCAGUUCCAUAUUGACCCUUUUAUCAUCCUUUCCCCCCACCAAGCACUAAAAACUCUCCCACUGUUAUGUUUUCUAUCUAUAACCAGAGAUAUAUUAUCUGAAGUUCCCCUUCUUGAACUCACUGCAACAAAUAACUUUUUUUUUUUUUUGUGUGUGUGUGUGGGGUGGAUAUUGAGUCAUUGACUUCAUUUUUUUUUUUUUAAUUUAAAGGUUACAGAAUCUCAUUCUUUUCCUUCUGCCAUUAUAUUCUAAUGAGAAAUAUUUGUGCUUUCAGGGGGGGGAGGGAAGGAUCUUUUAUAGGAAAACAAAACAAAAAUACCCAACCUGGGAUAACUGAUUUCUAUGGCUUUAAAAGCAAAAA